Messenger RNA from Echinostoma caproni, 228 nucleotides. The record is from the annotation of a GenBank genome assembly. Lineage: Eukaryota; Metazoa; Platyhelminthes; Trematoda; Plagiorchiida; Echinostomatidae.
AUGACAUCAAAGACAUCGAAAUAUCCGCAAAAUCAAACUCGCCCAAAACCGGCCAGACAAUUGCAGGACAAUAAAAACGCCGGGAAUGGCAGUAGGAAGAAACGUUUGGAGCUGAGACGAUGCGGUGAAGAUGCUGAUGAUGACAGGGAUGAUGAUGAUGAUGAUGAUGAUGAUGAUGAUGAUGAUGAUGAUGAUGAUGAUGAUGAUGAUGAUGAUGAUGAUGANUGA